Molecule: messenger RNA, 1383 nt
Organism: Esox lucius (northern pike)
Lineage: Eukaryota; Metazoa; Chordata; Actinopteri; Esociformes; Esocidae
Gene: cdx1b
Product: caudal type homeobox 1 b
Exons: 3
Coding region: 127-885 (252 amino acids)
Biological process (GO): animal organ morphogenesis; embryo development; anterior/posterior axis specification
Cellular component (GO): nucleus
Molecular function (GO): DNA-binding transcription factor activity, RNA polymerase II-specific; RNA polymerase II transcription regulatory region sequence-specific DNA binding
Source: RefSeq, a predicted model, not a curated record
UGAAGAGUAGGCUGUAGGUAGACCAGCCAGGUAGAGGAGGCCUUUGCUUAAACAAAAACCUGGGGGUAAGGAGGCAGGAUUAACUCAGUGGACGCACACUAUGCGCAGGAGUUCCAAUACGGAAAGAUGUACGUGAGUUAUCUUUUGGAGAAGGAACCCAACAUGUACCCAAAUUCAGUGCGACAUCCCAGCAUAAACUUAAACCAUCAGAAUUUUGUGCCGGCACCCCCACAGUAUUCGGAUUUCACCGGAUACCACCCCGUUCACGGGAUUAACAAUGACCCUCACCACAGUCAGACGGGGACCUGGACGCCCGCUUACCCACCAAGCCGGGACGAAUGGUCACCGUAUGGACCAGGGACAGGACCGUCCACAUCUAAUCCAGGACCAAUUGGGUAUAGCCCCCCCGAGUUCUCUCCAGUACCACAACCCGGGCUUCUUUCCACUUCUAUCAACUCAUCUGUAGGUCAGCUUUCUCCCAAUUCUCAGCGCAGAAACCCUUAUGAUUGGAUGAGGCGGAGCGCACCACCGGCCAAUUCAGGUGGUAAGACACGAACGAAAGACAAGUAUCGAGUUGUGUAUACAGAUCACCAACGGUUGGAGCUGGAGAAGGAGUUCCACUACAGCCGCUAUAUCACCAUCCGAAGGAAAGCAGAGCUGGCCACCUCCCUCAGCCUCUCAGAACGACAGGUGAAAAUCUGGUUUCAGAAUCGACGCGCCAAAGAGAGGAAGGUCAACAAGAAGAAAAUGCAACAGCCUCAGCCUGCGUCCACCACGACGCCCACGCCGCCUGGCUCCGGCAUGCCGGGCAACAUUGGCAUGGUGACCAGCAGCAGCGGCCUGGUGUCUCCAUCAAUUCAAAUGACAAUCAAAGAAGAAUACUGACAAAUGGUCUGACAGAAAUAGGAGAAAUAGACUUUAGAGCGAAUCCGACCUGCAACAGAGUCAACAGCUUGAGUAACACACAAGUCCAAUGCAGGAGUCAGCAACCCAAAAGAAAGAAGAAUAAAGACUCGCUACUGUUUCCUGCGUUUUUUGAGAAAAAAAUGUUUUUUUUGAAGAACAAUGCAGACUAACGCGAACGUCGGCCGUGCACAGUAGAUCGAUCGACUGUCACCCACGGCAGCCAAUCAAACGGUUCAAUGAACGGGUUAUGAUCAGAACAUGACUGCCCGUGUCCUAUAGCAUAGCGAAAGGUGUUGCUCUGUCUUGUCAGAAUGAGAAAAAGAACAGAGAAAGAUAUAAAUAUAUAAAUAUAAAACUGCUGUCUUUUACUUUUAUCAUGACUUCUACUGUUUCUAGUGUUGAUAUCUCUUCUGCUCUGCUCGUCCCAUAGUAUAAAUACUUGUAAAUGGUUAUGAUUCCAUGCAAUAAUAAUGAUAA